Molecule: messenger RNA, 500 nt
Organism: Rotaria socialis
Lineage: Eukaryota; Metazoa; Rotifera; Eurotatoria; Philodinida; Philodinidae
Source: the annotation of a GenBank genome assembly
AAAGCGAGGCGAUUACACACCUCGAGAAGAUUUCUAUCGAACGUGGCUCGAAUAUAAACGAGGCUUCGGUGAUCUACAACGGCAGUUUUGGUUAGGGAAUGAUCGCUUGUCGAUUUUGACCAAUCAAGAUUCAUAUCGACUACGAGUCGAUCUGGAAGAUUUUGAUGCACAAAAACGGUUUGCAGAGUACAGCGCUUUUCGAGUAUCAAAUGAAGCUGAUAAAUAUCGAUUGAUCUUGGGAUCUUAUUUAAAGGGUGAUGCGGGGGAUUCAUUAGUCACCCAAAAUAACAUGCAGUUUUCAACGAAGGAUCAAGAUAAUGAUGCUAAUUCUGGAUAUUCAUGUGCACAAGUAUACAAUGGAGCGUGGUGGUAUAAUGCUUGCCAUUCGACUAAUUUGAAUGGUGGAUAUUUGCGUGGACCACAUCCGACGGUAUACGCUGCAGGUGUCAAUUGGUUUACUUUUAGAGGCCAUUACUACUCAUUGAAAACUACAGAAAUGA